Betta splendens (Siamese fighting fish) is the source of this 1528-nucleotide messenger RNA. Its product is annotated as B2 bradykinin receptor-like. The record is from RefSeq and is a predicted model, not a curated record. Gene Ontology annotation, biological process: neutrophil chemotaxis; immune response; vasoconstriction. Gene Ontology annotation, molecular function: bradykinin receptor activity. NCBI's taxonomy places the organism in Eukaryota, Metazoa, Chordata, Actinopteri, Anabantiformes, Osphronemidae. Gene Ontology annotation, cellular component: membrane. The transcript has 2 exons. Bases 67 to 1140 code for a protein of 357 amino acids.
GUGGAGCGAGGGAGGGAGGGGAGCACGAGAGCGGCUGGGCAGCGCAUCUGGACACUUCACAUCUGGAUGUCUUCAGGAAGAAUGGCUCUGCAAACUACAAGCGCCCCAAACGUCAGCGCCGCGCUUUCCUACGGGGACCGGAACGGCACUAAUGGCUCCGACUGUGCGGACCAGGACGUGCUGGAGUGGCUCUACGUCUUCCAGCCGGUGUACAUGCUGCUCAUCACCGCCCUGGGAGUCCUGCUCAACGUCUUCGUCCUGAUGGUCUUCUGCUGCCACAAGAAGCCGUGCACCGUGGCCGAGAUCUACCUGAGCAACCUGGCGGCCGCCGACCUGCUCCUGGUGUCCUGCCUGCCCUUCUGGGCCGUCAACGUGUUCAACGACUACAACUGGCCCUUUGGACUGUUCCUCUGUAAGGUGGUCAACAUGGGCAUCAAGAUGAACACCUACUGCAGCGUCUACUUCCUGGUUCUGGUCAGCAUCGACCGCUACGUGGCUCUGGUGCACACCAUGUCCCACGGCCGGAUGCGGCGGCCGAAGUACGCCAAGCUGGGCUGCCUGCUGAUGUGGGGCUUCGGGCUGCUGCUCACCGCGCCCACGCUCAUCUUCAGGGAAGUGCAGCACGUGGUGGAGUACGACGUGACCGCGUGCAUUCUCAACUACCCCAACCACGGCGUGGAGGUGUUCUGCGACGGCAUGCUCAUCGCGUUCGGCUUCGUCAUCCCCAUUUCCAUCAUAUCCUUCUGCACCAUCAAGAUCAUCCAGGCCCUCAAGGUCCAAGCGGUGGAGCGGUUCAGCGGGGAGAAGACGGAGCACCGGGCCACCACCCUGAUCCUGGCCGUGCUGCUGGCCUUCCUUGUCUGCUGGGUGCCGUUCCAUGUGGUCACCACCGUGGACGUGCUGGUGCGGGCCAAGGUCCUGGGGGGGUGCCACCUCACCACCGCGCUGGACGUCUGCAACCAGCUCUUCACCUACCUGGCCUUCUUCAACAGCGUGCUCAACCCCGUGCUGUACGUCAUCGUGGGGAAGAACUUCCGCAAGAAGGUCUGCGGGCUCUUCAAGCAGUGGAGCGCGAGGCGGAAGGCGACCGCCGACUCCACGCGCUCCAAUCAGUCGUCGACCCUCAAGACGUUCAUGUGAUGCUCGGCGCGCUGAUGCAGGAAGAAACUCACAAUUAAUCAUGUAAAUAAGUGAAGUAGUAGCCACAUGUCAUAAAACGCAGCUUGAGCCUUCAGACAGUAUCAUUAAAUGUACAGUUAGUGUGAAUGUGCCUGAUUAAUGUAAUCUAAUUUAUGCAGAUGUAGCAUUUCUGAUACUUAGCUUUAAUUGUCUUUGAUCAUACACAUAAAAUAAAACAUGAACACAACUUACUGCAUCUCAUUGCACACGCAGGCGGAGCCCAGCAACUGCUUGCUAAGUGUUUCCUGGUGCUUCUGACUCAUUGUCUGCAGAGCUAAAAACAGUCCAGUUUCCAGUGGUGACACACGCAGACGUGCUUCUUUUCGUUGGCUCCGUGCACAUUAGCCGG